AUGGCCUCUUGCAGCAGAGGCACACACCCUGUGCCACGGCACUACUCUUUCGGGCUUUGGCUUACGAGCAUUCUAUUGGUCACGGCGGCAACAACGCCGACGACGAAGGGGUGCGUAGAGGGCGAGAGGGACGCCCUCCUCGACUUCAAAACCGGCAUCGUCAAGGAUCCUUCCAGCCGUUUGUCAUCAUGGCGAGGCCGAGUAGACUGCUGCAGAUGGAGCGGGGUGGUCUGUGACAACAGAACCGGCCAUGUCGUGGAGCUCAACCUCCAGAAUCGCUACCCUGAUAACGAUGAGAUGUCUAUCGGAGGUGAGAUCAGACCAUCCUUGCUCCUGCUAACUCAUUUGGAGCGUCUCAACCUCAGCCACAAUGACUUAUCGACCGAUGGCCUGCACUGGCUCUCGCGUCUCACUUCCUUGAGAUACCUCGACAUGAUCUUUGUGAACCUUUCCAUGGCCUCCCACGAUUGGCUUCAAGCAGUGAACAUGUUGUCCUCACUAGAGGAGCUACAUUUAUCAGACUGUGGGCUCACCGACCUCCCCUCUUCUCUUUCCCAUGUCAACCUCACAGCACUGGCCACUCUGGACAUCAGUGACAACCUCUUCAACUCCACCAUCCCCAACUGGCUAUGGAAACUCCACAGACUCUCUUAUCUUGAUCUCAGUUUUUCUAUGUUUCAUGGUGCCAUACCCGCUGGGAUUGGAAAUUUGGCCGAUCUAAGAGAACUUCAUCUUAGUGAUAAUUCACUUUCAGGAAGACCGACCGAGUCAACGUUGGGCCAUUUCCGUAGCAGUCUCACACGUCCCGUCCAUCAAAAAGUAGGAGAAGAAGAAAGGAUGGAGAAGUCACUUCGAGUCCGUUCGCAGCAGCCGUGGAAGCUUCUUCGAAGGCAGGCGGUGGGGGACUCGAACCGCUUGGCGACCGGAGUCAACUUCGACAAGGAUCGGUGA
This is a messenger RNA of Musa acuminata AAA Group (dessert banana), 951 nucleotides long. RefSeq names its product receptor-like protein 50. The record is from RefSeq and is a predicted model, not a curated record. Lineage: Eukaryota; Viridiplantae; Streptophyta; Magnoliopsida; Zingiberales; Musaceae. The transcript is spliced from 2 exons. The coding region runs from base 1 to 951 and encodes 316 amino acids. Gene Ontology annotation, molecular function: protein binding.